AUGGCUGGAAUCAUCGACUUGACCAGUGACAGCGACGACGAACAUCCGAGACGGUCAGUACCUGAUAUUGGGGUCGAGGACGAGGAUGAUGAGGAUCUUAAACUAGCAAUUGCAAUGUCACUACAAGAUCAGGCGAUUUCAACGCCUUCCGCUUUCACCCUACUAGAGCAAGCAGGCCUGAAACCCUCGACUGAGGUAGUCACACCAGCAAGUAACGGAGGCCUACUUGGGCUCGAUCGCAAAGCAAUGGAAGCAGAUCGUUUGGCGCGUCUCAAACGUAAGCGUGUCAGUGAAGAUGGAAGCUUCAACAUACCAGCUGCUCCUAAAAUCACCACGUCGAUAGUCACCCCGAAGCCGGUCUCACCACCACCAAUACGGAGACAACGUCGUGCGAGUCCAGCUGAUAACAUCGAAAGUUCCCAAUCACUGUCCGAAAACCCUUUCUCAUUUGCUAAGCCAAAAGUCCUACUCACAUCGACUCCUUCGAGGCACUCGGCUACUGCACUGACGGCAGUCUCAUUUCGCGAUCUUGUGGCUCCACCUUCACCAAAUUUGACGCUCAAAUCUGCCCUUUUGUCCUCAUUCAUUGCUGAUUUCGAUUGGCUUCUACCUCACUUUGAUACCAGGAGCACUUCUUUCGUGUUCGUACUACAUGCAUUCAGCGCUCAACAUCGCCAAGAACUACAAGCCGAUUUUGCAGGAGUUCCGAAUGUGCGACUGGUAGUGCCCCAGUGUCUGGGUGGAGGAGGCAAUAUGCAUAGCAAACUCAUACUAUUGUUCUUCAAAUCGACUGACAGUGAAAAAGAUUGGGGUGCAGGAAGGGUUAUGGAGAACGUUGCCUAUAUCGUUGACUUGCCAGAAAGCCAACGCGUUUUAAUUAAAACAGAGGAACAACGUCAGCCAGAGUUUGCAAGUGAACUCAAGAAGCAGCUACGAGCGAUGGAGGUACCGGACAAUGUCCUUCAGAAGCUUGAGCAUUUCGACUUUGCUGCAACUAAGGAUAUGAGGUUUGUGGCCUCGAUUAGUCAGUCGCAGGCUCUGAGUGCGACAAUCAAAGAAGUGAAUCAGCCUGGGAUCGUAACCGACAACUCUUUUGGCGCAAAUCGUGUCAAGUCUGGAGCAAAUGCAAUAUCAGCUGCGCAGCAAUCUUCUCUGAGCACACUUGACCGAUCAAUCGAUCUGGCACGAACGGGCUUGUUGUCUCUAUCGGAUGCCAUCUAUUCCUUAGGAUUAUCAAUUUCGUCAACGGAUCCUUCGUACCCACCGCAACUGGAUUUUAUCACUUCCUCACUCGGCAACCUGAGCCAUCCCUUCGUCCGUCAACUGUACGAAGCGGCGUGUGGCACUCUGGACGUCGCAAAGAUUGCAGCCAGCAGGGCGAGGACGAAGACAAGUACCAAAGCCUUAGGAACCGUGAACGAUAACAUAGGACUAGAUGUCACAGUCAGGAAGAAUCUGCGAAUUUACUUCCCAACUGAUCAAACAGUGCAAGCGUCUGCGGGUGGCGCUGCAUCAGCAAGCACGAUUUGUUUUCAGAAGAAGUGGUGGGAGACAAACGAACUCAUUCAAGAAUGCUUACAUGAUUGCAUAGGAGGGAAAGGAGAUGGGAUACUGAUACAUAGCAAGGUAUGUGUCGCGUUGUUUUAA
Molecule: messenger RNA, 1647 nt
Organism: Lithohypha guttulata
Lineage: Eukaryota; Fungi; Ascomycota; Eurotiomycetes; Chaetothyriales; Trichomeriaceae
Exons: 2
Coding region: 1-1647 (548 amino acids)
Biological process (GO): DNA repair
Cellular component (GO): nucleus
Molecular function (GO): 3'-tyrosyl-DNA phosphodiesterase activity; single-stranded DNA binding; double-stranded DNA binding
Source: RefSeq, a predicted model, not a curated record